Megachile rotundata (alfalfa leafcutting bee) is the source of this 5166-nucleotide messenger RNA. RefSeq names its product unconventional myosin 61F (gene Myo61F). Gene Ontology annotation, molecular function: microfilament motor activity; actin filament binding; ATP binding. The record is from RefSeq and is a predicted model, not a curated record. Gene Ontology annotation, cellular component: cytoplasm; myosin complex; actin cytoskeleton. Gene Ontology annotation, biological process: endocytosis; actin filament organization; actin filament-based movement. NCBI's taxonomy places the organism in Eukaryota, Metazoa, Arthropoda, Insecta, Hymenoptera, Megachilidae.
AAUUUUGUCUACACACGACGUUCUUUAAUCCACCAGAAUUUGAUACAUAAGAGAGAUACAUAGAAUGAUGUACGUUAAAAUAUAAGUAAUGUGUAUUAUCGAAUUGAGACCAAGAAUGUUGUGCGCAACUGUAAUAUUUUUGGUAAAUGCGUCAGACAGCAAUCGACCUUUCUCCGAAGAGUAAAGCGAUUUUUCAUGGCGAUCCUCGCGAAGGUGAGGGGACCAACAGCCUCUCGAAGGCCCUUUUUCCUUUGAGUCAUCAGAAGAUGACGCGACGCGGUCGUCGAUGAACGAAUGCGACCUCGUUUCUCGCGAUGAAAUACGCGAACAAUAACCGCCCGUUUACGCGUAAACGCGUUAGAAAGUGUAGCCGAUCGAAUUGCGUGUCGAAGAUAAGAGAAAAUCGACUCGUAUCCGUCGAAGAUGCGGUUUCUAGAAACGCGAUACUCUAUCGCGAGUAAAAGGAUCGACACGCAGAUUUUUAACUUCAGGAGGAGGCUUGAACGGCAGAGUUAAUGAUUCUGGUCGAAAAGGAGUAGUUAAACAAUGUACUUCUAUGCCCGCAGUUGGCAUGUCAUUAUUUCUCUUAUCAUCGUAAUGAUGUUUGCGUAACGGGGCAAUAAUUAACGCUAGGUUAUCGUUAAUAUGUCUUAUGACAUAUUUUACUGACGUGUUUUUAGCACGUUUCUAUUGGCAUUAACGUGUUUCGAAACUUUCGACACAUUGUAUUGUACUUGUCGGAUACAGUUUGCAAUAUAAUGUGUUCUGUAUCAUAUAGCCACUGUGUGACGUACCGUGUGCGUCUUAUAUUAUUCAUACGACACAGUCUGCGACGUAACAGGUGUGUUCUACAUCAUCUACAUAGGAAUUGACUACAUAAAGAUCUUAUAGUUAAUAACAAUUGACUGUACAUACACGCAUUAUGUCUUAUAGUUAGUACAGUUCAUGACAUAUUGCAGAUAUGUACUCUAUGUCUAUGAUGUAACAUGCUUUCAUAGAAUAAUCCAUAAUAUACCGUACAUGUUCAAUACCAAAUAUGAAUAGUAUAAAUGCAGUUCAUGACACACCAUAUGCGUCUCGUACAGUUUAUCCAAAUGCAACACAUGACUCAUCGCUUUUUGCAAACAAAAAGAUGUUACCAAUUAGUAUUCAAAAAGCUGUCAAACAGAUUAGGAUGAAGUAGAUAAACAUUUGCUCGUGCUGACGAAGACAGCAGCUUUGUUCCUCCUUCGCGUUUCGCCAACUUAAGUCUGACGAGUAUGACGGCAUCGUGCAUGACUGGACGGAACAAUGAAAACCGCCUUCACACCGAUUGUUUCUAUCUUGUGUUGCUUACGCGUAUCUGCUGCGAUUUAGCAUAAGAUCAUCCAAGAAAUUAGUCACCGAGCGAAAGGUCGUGACCGAGACAGUGACUCAGAUCGAUUCCCCUUUCGUGAAGAGGAAACAUUGCUCGAAAUCGAUAAAUCUGCCAGAAUUCUCUCGAACGGAUCGCAUUCUGUUUCAUUCAGUAUUUUGAAUCUUUCGCGAGUUGUCCACUGUGUCGUUUCACGUGAAAAUAUUUGAUAAAUUUGGAGUUGACCAUGGGUCUGAGCGAGGAUCACGCAGUAUCCGACACUGGAGGUGGAGUAACAAGUUCCGGUAAAGCACCGGAAGUCCCCAGGACUGGCCACGAGUUACGCAGGAAAAUGGAACGUGGUCUUCACGAGCGUGACCGCGUAGGCGUCCAAGACUUCGUUCUCCUAGAAGAUUUCCAGAACGAGGCAGCGUUUAUUGACAAUCUGCGAAAACGAUUUAAAGAGGAUUUGAUCUACACGUACAUAGGUCAGGUACUCGUAUCCGUGAAUCCUUACAAAAAACUUCCAAUUUAUAGUCCAGAUACGAUCCAGUACUAUCACGGUAGAAAUUUCUUUGAGGCUCCACCACACAUCUUUGCACUCGCAGAUACCGCUUAUCAGUCCUUGUUGAAAGAAAAUUUGGAUCAAUGUAUCCUCAUCUCUGGCGAAUCCGGUUCAGGAAAGACCGAAGCAUCGAAGAAGGUGCUGGAGUUUAUCGCAGCCGCGACCGGUCACAAAAAACAAGUAGAAGAAGUAAACGAGAAAUUGAUCGGUAGUAAUCCCGUCCUCGAAGCUUUCGGAAACGCGAAAACUAAUCGCAAUGAUAAUUCGUCCCGCUUCGGCAAGUACAUGGAUAUCCAAUUUAAUUUCCAGGGAGAUCCAGUCGGUGGGAACAUCUUGAAUUACCUACUAGAAAAGUCGAGAGUAGUUCAUCAAUUUUCUGGAGAACGUAACUUCCAUAUCUUCUAUCAGUUAUUGGCUGGAGCAAGCGAAGAGACUUUGCGAGAUUUAUAUCUGAAAAGAAAUUUAGAUACAUACUAUUAUCUGACCAACGGGACAAAAGGUACGGUAGACACGAUCGACGAUGCGACUCAGUAUAAAGAGGUAAUGAAAGCUAUGAAGACGAUGGAGAUGAGUCAGCACGAACAGAAUGAUUUAUUUGCAAUAGUCGCAUCCGUGUUACACAUGGGAAACGUUGGAUUUACUGAAAAAGAUGGUGUCGCUCAAAUCUUGAAGCCAGCUUCCGUCGAAGCUGUUGCCACUUUAUUGGGCUGCGACUUGAACCAACUGGCACAAGCUUUUACACAUCGCACUAUAGAUGCUAGGGGCGACGUAGUCAUUUCUCCGUUGAACAGGGAAUUUGCAAUCUAUGCACGCGACGCACUAGCGAAAGCUGUAUAUGAUAGAUUGUUCACGUGGCUUGUGACCAGGUUAAAUAAAUCAUUGCAACCAGUUAGUAGUCGGCGGCGCAACAUGGUCAUAGGUAUCCUGGAUAUUUACGGUUUUGAAAUUUUCCAAAAGAACAGUUUCGAACAAUUCUGCAUAAAUUACUGCAACGAGAAGUUACAGCAGUUGUUCAUCCAGUUGACACUGAAGUCAGAGCAAGAAGAGUACUUGAGGGAAGGAAUAGCCUGGGAGAAUAUUCAAUACUUUAAUAACAAAGUUAUAUGUGAUUUGAUCGAAGAAAAAUAUAAAGGAAUAAUAUCUUUAAUGGAUGAGGAAUGUCUUCGACCUGGAGAACCAACAGACUUAAGUUUCCUGGAGAAGUUGAACGUAAACCUAAACAAUCAUCCUCAUUACAUAAGCCACAUGAAAGCAGAUUUACAAACGCAAAAGGUUAUGGGACGAGAUGAAUUUAGAUUAGUGCAUUACGCUGGCGACGUAACAUACAACGUGCGGGGAUUUCUGGAAAAGAAUAAUGAUUUAUUAUAUAGAGAUUUACGUGAAGUUAUGUCCCAUACAAAGAACACAAUCAUCAAGAAUGUAUUUGAUGUAAAAGAUUUAACCAGCAAGAAGCGUCCAGACACCGCAAUUACACAAUUUAAGAACAGUUUGAACAAUCUUGUGGAGAUCCUUAUGGGCAAGGAACCUUCUUACAUCCGUUGUAUCAAACCUAAUGACUAUAAGAUGGCCAAUCAAUUCAAGGACAAGAUUGUACUACAUCAAGUAAAGUAUUUAGGUCUUAUGGAGAAUUUACGAGUAAGGCGAGCUGGUUUUGCCUAUAGGAGACCAUAUGAACAAUUCUUGCAACGUUACAAAUCUUUGUGUCCACAAACUUGGCCUAAUUAUCAUGGUCCAGCUAAAGAAGGUGUUCAAAUCCUUGUAUGUCACCUUGGUUUUGAACAGGACGAAUAUAGGAUGGGCAACACAAAGUUGUUCAUCCGACUUCCUAAAACAUUGUUCGACACUGAAGACGCCUUCCAGAUGAAGAAGCAUGAGAUAGCUGCUAUCAUUCAAAGUAAAUGGAAAUGUAUACUUAUGAGGCGAAGAUAUUUGAAAAUGAAGAAAGCAGCGAUAGUCUUCCAAAAAUAUAUACGAAGGUGGCUUGCGAAACAGGAAGCUGAAAGGAGAAGAAAAGCUGUUAUUACCAUUCGAAGAUUUAUUGAAGGAUUCAUCACACGAAACGGACCACCCACCGAGAUUAAUGUGGCUUUCAUUGAAUUAGCGAAAUUCCAAUGGUUAACCAAGCUUUCUAAAAAUCUUCCAGAAGGUGUUUUAAAUAAUUCCUGGCCUCCUUGCCCGUACGCAUGUCGAGAAGCUUCUGAACACCUACGCAUUAUUCAUAAAAAAUGGAAAGCACGGAAGUAUAGGUUGGCCUUGUCGAAAGAAGACAAAGAACAAUUUGAAUUGAAAAUUUUAGCCGAAUCACUAUUCAAAGGAAAGAAGAAAUCGUAUGCCAAAAGCUUGGGACCGAGGUUCCAAAAUGAUCGACUUGGUGCGGAACAUAAAGCAUUGAGACAGAGUUUCAUUAAUAAUAUCCUUCCUAGGGAUGAAACUAUAAAAUAUGCCACUCCAGUUAUCAAAUAUGACCGGCAUGGUUACAAACCUCGUGAAAGAGUACUAAUUUUAACGGAAAACGCAGUAUAUAUUUUAGAUACUUUAAAAACAUUUAAACUUAAGCAUCGAUUACCUUAUAAAUCUAUUGAGGAACUGGUUGUCACUGGAGAAUCAGAUAACUUAUUAAUUGUUAGGAUACCACCUGAAUUAAAAAAGGAUAAGGGUGAUUUAAUAUUGGAACUACCGCAUACAAUAGAAGCGCUAACAAAGGCAAUUGAUAUCACCAACAAUCGAAAUAUUCUUAAAAUUGUCAACACAGAGUCGGUCUCACAUAAACUAGUCAGUGGAAAAGAAGGUGUAAUUGAAUUUAGGACUGGUACAACACCAGCCAUUAGUAAAAACAGACAAAGUGGACAUUUACUAGUGGUGGCAUCUCCAUAACAUCUGAAAGAAGUUUUUAAUAGAAGUAUUUAUGUACUUAGGAAGAAGUGUUCGUGUAAAGUACAAUACAUAAUGCAGCCUUACUCAAUGUGAUUUACAGCGGAAAAUUAUUAAGAAGAGAUAAUAUAUUAAAACUUAGUACAUUUAUUAAAUGAAACUCGCAGUUCUGUACCUCGUCAUACGAGUUGCAUAAGUUAUCUGAUAAAGUAAUGUUUAUUUUUAUAACUAGUGCAUUUUCAGUGAAAUGGAAAAUUUACUGAUGUUAUAAAUUUGAAAAUAGAAUGUUGUGCCUUUUAUAAAAGUACUAUUGAAUAAUCGCACAAGAAAAUAAUUUAUUAAUGAAUGUUUUACAGGUGCACUAAAAAAAAAGCAUUUUCUUUUUCUAUAUUUAUAU